This is a messenger RNA of Syngnathoides biaculeatus (alligator pipefish), 1590 nucleotides long. RefSeq names its product sorting nexin 3 (gene snx3). Bases 48 to 536 code for a protein of 162 amino acids. NCBI's taxonomy places the organism in Eukaryota, Metazoa, Chordata, Actinopteri, Syngnathiformes, Syngnathidae. The transcript has 4 exons. Gene Ontology annotation, biological process: endocytic recycling; late endosome to Golgi transport. Gene Ontology annotation, cellular component: early endosome membrane; retromer complex. Gene Ontology annotation, molecular function: phosphatidylinositol-3-phosphate binding. The record is from RefSeq and is a predicted model, not a curated record.
GGUGUGCUUGACGGUACAGCUAGCUUCGAUAAAGAGCAGCGUUAGAAAUGGCUGACACCAUAGCUGAUACAAGAAGGCUCUUUCCAAAGCCUCAGAACCUCAACGACGCCUAUGGACCUCCGAGUAACUUCCUGGAGAUUGACGUGAGCAACCCCGAGACAAUCGGGGUGGGACGGGGCAGACACACGACGUACGAAGUCAGACUGAAGACUAACCUUCCCAUCUUCAAGCUAAAGGAGUCGAGUGUACGCCGGCGCUACAGUGACUUUGAGUGGCUCAGGGCAGAGUUGGAGAGGGAGAGCAAGGUUGUUGUGCCGCCCCUGCCGGGAAAAGCGCUGAUCCGACAGCUGCCCUUCCGAGGGGAUGACGGGAUAUUUGAUGACUCCUUCAUAGAGGAGAGGAGACAAGGUCUGGAGCAGUUCUUAAACAAAGUGGCCGGUCACCCUCUGGCCCAGAACGAGCGGUGCCUGCACAUGUUUCUACAGGAUGAGUCUGUGGACAAGCACUACACCCCGUCCAAAGUCAGACAAGCUUAAAGAAAGCGAGAAUACGGCGCAGCCAAAACCCCGACCGCCCGCCCGCCCUCAUCUGGCUCGGCCCGCCCUCUCGGCCGAGCCCAGACCACCGAAUCCAAAGCGCUCCCCCCCCCCCCCCCCUUCACUGCUUCUUUCUUUUCAGACAGUUCAAAAUUGAAAGAUAAAUGCCGACACCCGUUCGUUCCCCAGAAGAUGUAUAAAUAUCGCUCAUUGGCCCACCUGAGUUUCCACCACCCACUUUUUAUUUUCCCCUCUUUUAAUAGCAGAGAGUCGGCCGCAGCAUCACGUGGUCCCUCGUUGUCUGGAAAUGCCACUAUUAUGUGUGUAUACUUGUAUUUAUCGUUAUCUCUGUCUUGGAUGGCUUCAUUCAUGUAGUAACUUUUGAGCGGUUCCGUGUAUGCAGAGCUCUUGUCAGACGCACAGCCGAGUCCGUUGUAUAUUCAAAACUGGCAUGUCGCACAAUUAGUGGGCCUUGAAAUUAAAAAAAUAUGCCACCCCCACCCCAAAAAAAAAAAAAAAGAAGCAUGUGUGUGUCCAUGUCCAGCAAACCAGCACUUGCCCCCGUUAUCACCGUUGCUUUUUUUUUUUUCUAGGAUGUCAAUUUACACAGAGGGAACUGCAGUAUUUCUACUGGCUAUUUACGCAUUUUGAGAUUUAUAUACUGCUGUGCCAUUUUUUUUUUUUUUGGUUUAUUUUGAAGAUUUUCCAAUAAAAUAGAUAAUGUCAACUGCAUAUGUGCACACCACUUUUUAUUUUUCACCCCCUCGUACUUUCAAAUGCGGGUAUGGAGGAGUAUGAUGGGCCCCAAAAUACUAGCAAUUUAAUGCUGUAAUAACGCGAAAAAGGGGUAUAAACUAGAGGAAAAAAAAUUUACUUAUUAGAUUUGUAAUGCACAUUAUUCAACUUUUUUUUUUUUUUUUAAAUCAAAAUUCCAACUUGUUUCCUUUUCUUUGCAGUGGCUCGAAUUCUCCUUUGUCCACGUGUACAGUCAAAUGUUUUUUUUUUUGUUUUUACACAAACUAUGAUGAUUGUGGCAGCGCACUCUAGAUUUCUA